AUGCCUCGUUCAUACUCAUUCCUGUUGCUGGUGUUGCUACCCUGGUUGGCAUUAAGCGCUCGGGAACGUGGUGUCCGUCGUCGAAGUCGCGCACAACAGAAUCGUUACAACUGGCUGGACAAUCAUGCCCCUAAUGGCAUGAAGCUACGGUUGGCUGCCACUGCUGUUGGGGAUGAAGGACUCUUGCACGGAGGGGCAACGUCGGUAAAGGCGCACAACCACAAAUCAGCUCACCGGAACAAGCUAGUUCGACAAGAUAUCCCUUCCGAUAUGGAGAUUCAACGUCAUUUACAAUUGACAGAUGUCCGCGAUCACAAGGACCAGGAUUACUACGAGUUUGAAACACCUGGAGUUGUUAUAGCCCAAGCUCAGGAAAAAGAAGCAAAGGACAAAGAUAAGAACAAGGACAAUGGUGAUCUGGAUGAGCUGGAAGCUGAAGAAGCGGAAGAGGAACAAGAGGAAGAAGAAGAUUUGGAAGAGGAGGAAGAGGAAGAAGAAGUCGAUGUUGACGAGGAAGAUAUGGAGGAGGGCAUGUCCGUAAAUGAUACGGGCAUUGUCAUUGACUACAACAUGACUGACUACAUGAAUGAAACUGAAACUGAAGAUUUCGACUUUGAAGAGCAGGAAGGCGAGGACGAUUUCCCAGUCAUUGACGAAGAUGGGGACGAACAGGCCGUGGAGGCAGCAGAAGAAACUCCUGUCAUGGCGUCAGAGGAGAGCCCCAGCAAAGACGACGACAAAUACUACAACGAUGACGUAGCCGCAGCAAAGGAAAAGGACCAGGAUGAGGACGAUGACGAUGACGAGCCUAUCGUUGAAAGCGCAAUUGGAGAUCCUGAGGAGGACGAACAAGAGGAGGAAGAAGGAGGCAAAGAUAAGGACAAACAGAAAAACAAGGACGAAGACGAAGAUGAAGACGAAGACGAGGAAGAAAUGGAGGAAUCCGAGGAGCUCGAGGAUGACGCUAUAGCGGCUGGCAACUUGACCGAUGCCAAUGCCACUGAUGCGAUGGACAUGCCAACCGAAGAGCCUGAAGAGAUGGAUGGGGAAGAGGAAAUUGAGGUGGAAGAAGAUGAACCAGAAGAGACUGAAGAACCAGAGGAGACUGAGGAACCAGAAGAAAGUGAAGCUACUGAGGAAACAGAAGGAAUUGACGACAUGGAGGAGGUGGUGGAUCCUGAUGUGGCCGUGUCCGAGGCACCCACCGAGGAGAACGUUGCAGUCCUAGCUGGAGAAGCACCCACCACAGCCCCUAACGACGAUUUUUUUGCAACUCCACCGCCCGUUGCUGGGGUUAUGUUGGUGGAACCGGACGACUGCAUUAGCCUUGAUCAAGCCUAUUUCUACAUGGCAAGAUAUGAGCUGAACGAAGCAGCUUGCAUGGAAAAUCCCAAUAGCUGCACUGGUGGUUGCUGCCGUUUAUCGGACCAUGUGGAAUGUGAUGAGGAGAACGCUAGACCCGAGCUGGUGUGCGUGUGCAACCAGAACACCGCGUCUCCGCCAUGA
Messenger RNA from Seminavis robusta, 1506 nucleotides. NCBI's taxonomy places the organism in Eukaryota, Bacillariophyta, Bacillariophyceae, Naviculales, Naviculaceae. The record is from the annotation of a GenBank genome assembly.